UUCUUUCGGAAACAUUAACUCAAACGCGCUUUGAAUUGCGAAAGAUCAUAGAAAGUGCAUUCCUGGCGUUUGGAAAUCGAUUUUAACGCUACGUCAAGGUCGAUGAAUCUAGAAUUCACAUAUAAAUGAUCUCAUGGUCUGCCACGAUGUCGUCGACACUGUUACUGAGUUAUGUUUUGACGACAUGGCUGUUCGUCGCCAUAGGAGCGAUCACCGUAUCAAUAGAUCGCGCUGACAUUAAAGCCCCACCAACACGAUCAUCGAUGAUCGCAAACGGAUGGCGGCCACUGACUAAUUCCUACGAGGAAACGAUCGGCACCAACGUGUCGCCAUCCAGCUACCUAGAGAAGAAUGUCCAGGUGCAUCCUGUCCUAAGCAAGUUUCAAGAGCACAUGGCGACUUCAGAGAAACUGAAGCCGCCGCGGAAAGGCAAGCCGCCAGUUCACGAAUACAGUCCGCCGAGUAUACUCGGUAGUUUCACGGUGUUCGGACAUGCGGCGACGAAGGCGCGGGGCGAGACUAAGACGCCAAGCAAACCCUUGCGUGCUUCGGAGACCCAGGAGUAUACGUUCCUGCUACCACCGCCCAAGGACGCGUAUCGUUUCGAGGUGAGCCAAAACCGCAAGCCAAUCCUGCGCGACAACGGCAACUACCUACGACAGCCGCAGUUUAUCACAGCGCAGAAUGUUCAGCAACUGCCGGAUCCCGUGCGCGCCGCGACCUAUUUCAUCAAGAGUUACGCGUCCACCGAUCAUCCAUCGACGCAUGCCGUGAACCAUCCGAGCAAUCGUCCUUACAUACCGCCCUACGCUAUGCCGCAGGCGUUACAAUCCUCCCGUCAUCAGGUGAAACCGUUCGAGUCCCUGAAGGUCAACGGCAACGCAAAACCGUACUUCCAGCCACCUAGCGCGGAGAUUCCGGGCGACUUUGGCAAACAAAAGAUCGGCAACGAACGUGAUGCUUACGACAGAUAUCAGCCGCAACCGCACAACGCGCAGAUCUUGAACGCGGCGAGCAGCGGAAACUUCUACAGCCAAGUGAACCACUCUCCGAACGGUCACUUCAAGUCUUCCUACGAAAGAGACCCCGCUUUCCUGGUGCACGAAAGCCACGAGGUCAGCUACGUGACGUCUCCCGGUACGUACAACGCGUACAACUUCCGGCCCUCGUUGCCGUACGAGACUCUCCUGCCACCCGCGGUCUACACGUCUUCGUCGACGCCGUCGCCUACUACUGCCGUUACGCGGAAUCCUGGCAAAUAUAGUCAGACAGUUGAUGUCGCUCGCGAGAAUGACUACAAACGUCCGGAUCAGAGUCCGCGGAAGAAGCAGGAGAAACUCGGUGGACAGACCGAAUCACCUAAUUCUCGAACGACGAGCACUUAUUAUGUAUCGGAGCAACAGGAUCUGACACCGCCUACGUGGGCGAAAAACAAAUAUACGUCCGACAUAAACGAAGUUCUUCCGAGGGAGAAUCCGCCGAACAAGUUCAACCAAGAGAUCGUGAACCAGAAUCAGAUCACGCAAGUAUCGAAGCUCUACCAUAGACCGCAAAGCUCCUACAAUCCUGUCGAGGUUUACCCAUCGACGCCGAUAUCGGAUUAUGAGACACCCGAGAGUAUCUCUCUAAAGCACUUUAACGAGCAACAGUUUCUGCUGCAACAACAGCUGCUGCAGCGCGAUCGGGAUAGACUGGCGGAACAGGAGCGCCAGCAAAAACUGGAGAUUGAACGACAGCAGCAGGAGGAGUUGAAGAAACGGCAGGAAGAGCUAGAUCAGCUUUUACAACAGGAGAAGGAGGAGGAACAGGCGGCCAGACUGGCUGUGGAGUCUGCGAAAAAUCAAUCGCAGGAUAUCGUGAAGAUCUCGCCCGAUAUGCCGUACACGAUUCAACUGGCGCAAUUCGAACCGCAGGUCACUACGGACGUCAAUAUUCUUGUAUCGCAGCCCGAUGUUUACAAUGUCGAACAAUUAAGAUUACAGCCUCAGGUAUCGCAAAUUCCGGAGAAUCAAGUAAAUCAGAAUUAUCAAUACCAGCAGCAUAAGCAGAACGAGUAUCAAGAGCAACAGGUCGAUUAUCGCGAACCUCAAAUCGAGACACGGCCGUACCGUCCGCAAAAACCGUUCCGUGAUCCGCAUCGCCGUAAAAAACCAACGCCCGAAUCUUCACUGACAGAUUCACCGAGCCAAUCGCCGGAUACCUCCGUUCCCUUAACCCUUCACGUAGACGAAGUGCCCAUUCAGACAACGCUGGCACCAGAAGCGCAGACUUUGCCGGUGGUAACGACGCAGAAGCCGUCCAGAACUCGUCGUCCCGGUGUCCCAAUUCGACGAAGAAAACCUUCGACGACUACGGAGGAACCCGUUACAACGUCUUACACGGAAGAAGAAUUUCUCAAGUACAACAGAGAGGAAGCGCAGCACAAUCAGUACGAUUCUUCGCGAAGGAGACGAAUAAAACCCACCCAAGUGACUUACAACGAGGACAUAGUCGCAGAGAAAAGAGGCAAUAUCAGAAAACGACCUAGUUACCGAACCAGAGUGAAUCACGACGACGCCUUUGACGCGCAGAUCGUCACGGAGAGCGCACAAUCGUCGCUGAAUUCCUACGGACAGACGACGGAGUCUGCACCGAGUUACAAUGAGAAUAACCAGUUCGAGACAAAUCAGCCGAGCGUCUCGUACGUAACAAGUCAGCCAAUUAAUCAGUAUUAUGAUUACUCCUCGCAGCAAAGCGCGGGACCACGCGAGGAGCACCGUGAAGAUCAUCGCGAGGAUUAUCGCGAGGAUCAUCGCGAGGAUCAUCGCGAAGAUCAUCGCGAGGAUCAUCGCGAGGAUCAUCGCGAGAAUCACCGCGAAGAUCAUCGCGAGGAUCAUCGCGAGGAUCAUCGCGAGAAUCACCGCGAGGAUCAUCGUGAGGGUCAUCGCAAGGAUCAUCGCGAGGAUCAUCGCGAGGAUCAUCGUGAGGAUUAUCGCGACACCACCGUGCCAGUGCAGGAAUAUUUUACGGAGAUUAGCCGCGACAAAGUCGAGGACUACAAUGUCGACGUGCAUCAGAAAAAUGCGAACGUCGUUACUAAUAUACCGGAAGAUUUCUACGUGAAGACCGAGGGUAAUUACUACGAUCGUGCGACCACGAUUGCAUCGACGACUACGACGACGACGACCACUACUACUACUCCUGAACCGACGACGCAGACUCCCCAGAUUGUCUCUUCCACCCUGAGAUCUCAUAAGAUGCGCCCCUUGAGAUACGGCAAUGCUACCAGACCACGCUUCAGUAUCAAGGAUUACAAGAGCCGCUUGGAUUACAAGAGCCGAUUGUCUCAAGGUUCCACGACGGAGGCCGUGCCGACGCCCGCCGGCGAAACCUUGACACGGGUUUCUCAUAUCAAACAGAGAACGUCGAAUGCGAAGAAUCAACAGGCUCAACAGCCGGGCGAUACCGUCAGAGAGACCACUGGUAGAUACAAGUACGUCUCUAGGGUGAACUAUCGAACCACUACUACGCCGAGCUCGGUGGCCGCGAGGGAGUAUGAACGAUUUUCGGAGGAGACGUCCUCGACGACUGAAAAGAGCAACAAGUUUGUGCCAAAGAGACGGCCGAUUAACAGCAAUGUGUAUCGAAGCAGAAUUGCAUCCACCACGAAUAGUCCCACCCGAUCGCAAAUUAACGGCGAGACGAAUGUCAGGCAGAGCUCGACGCGACCCGAAAACGUGUACUCAUCGUCGAUACGCAAGCGGCCGGUCGUAAAGAGCAGGCUGCAUUCGCAUAAGGAACACGUGGCCACGGCGUAUCCAGAUAGUAAGCGACAGGAAGAACCUACGGAGAUGGCCGCUGAGGAAACCAGUUUUUACUCGGCUAUGACGACCGCCGCUUCAUCAUCGUCGACCACCCAUCUCGUGGGCAAUGAGAUUGUCAGCGUGAAGGAGGAGACCGCGUCGCUCGAUAACUAUCCGGUGCCACUCGGCGUGCAGGAAGACAAAAAUGAGGAUCACCGAAUUGAGACCGAUUCCCAAGACGAGAAGGUAAAAGCAGCAUUAAUUGACGCGACGACCAACGAUGACGAUCGCGGACAAGUCUCUGGCGACAAGCAGUCUAAUGAGAGUCGAGUCGAAAAGUCGGAAGUCUCCCCGUCCGUCGAGAGCAAGGUCGACUCGCCGCGAGAGGAAGAGUCGGAAACCGCGGAGACCACGACCAAGUUCGAUGUGCCCUCUGACGAGGAGGAACUAUUCGCCAAGGCGUCGCAGAGCGUGGCGGAUCUGACGAGCUCCGCGUCCGCUCUCUACGACAAGCCGGGCAUGUUCAAGGCGGUCUCACCGGAGAGCAGACUCGUUUCAUCCCAUUUCAAGAUCACCACAGACGAGCCGACGUUACCCAUCGAGGCCUUCUUUCAGGAAUUCUCGAAGAAGAAUUGAUGGUUUACGAAAAUAAUCCACUUUGCCGCGCGGCAACAGACUGUUGCCGAAUCAUACGGUCGAUAAUUCCAGAACGGGGCGAAGAAGCGUAGAAGAAUUUCCGAACAUUUUUGAUAAGCGAAAAGUCAGAGAUACGAUAUUUUCAAUAAAUAUAGACUUUGCAAGAAAAUUUAUAUUUCAAAACAGAAUGUAGAACACGUUACGUCAGGGAAGGGGCUACAAUUUUUUUCCAAGUAUUAUGUUACUUGUAAAGUCUCCUAGACCCGGAAGAGCGUUUCGAGAGACUCACUCAGACGAGAAGAACUCACAUAUAUUACGUCACAUAUACCGUAGCCUUAGGCGUACUUAUUUCCGUUUCUAAAGUAUUGUCAUUGCAAAGUAUUGUCAUUUCCGUCGUAGUAAAUUAAAAUGGCGUAUCGAGCGUUUCAACACGCGAUCAUCACAUUUCGAGCACACUUCCCAGUGGAUAUACGACUCUUUUAACGACUAAACGUUAUACCAAAAAUGUUAAGUCCGCGAAGAAGCGCCUCUGCAACGAUGAAAUUCCCGGAAGAGCAGUCGCGCUUUUUCUCGUACUCUCGACAGGACAUUGCGUGUGCAAUAUCUGUAAAAAAGCAAAGUAUUCGACCUGCUCAUGUCCUGUGGUAAUAUCCUUCGUAUACAUCCUUUUUGUACCUUUUUAUUCUAGGUUACUCAUAAAGGAAGCGAUACUAAAUUAGAAUAUAAAAUAUAACAAUGUAAUAAUUAUAAUGUCUUAUAUUAGUGUAAUCGCGAAUCAUAUCUCAUUGUAUUUAUUUGAAGCGUGCGGGAUCAUUCUCUAAAUCAUUUCUCGUUGUCACUUUCCGCGACGUCGAGAUGAGAAAACUAACGAACACCAAGAGAUAUUGUAAAUAUGAAUAAAUAGCGUAGAAAUUUUCAAUACUAUUUCCUGGGCGGAACAUUUUUUAAAAUCUUUUAUAUAUUAAGAAGGAAAAA
Molecule: messenger RNA, 5393 nt
Organism: Formica exsecta
Lineage: Eukaryota; Metazoa; Arthropoda; Insecta; Hymenoptera; Formicidae
Exons: 5
Coding region: 126-4418 (1430 amino acids)
Source: RefSeq, a predicted model, not a curated record